Molecule: messenger RNA, 446 nt
Organism: Mollisia scopiformis
Lineage: Eukaryota; Fungi; Ascomycota; Leotiomycetes; Helotiales; Mollisiaceae
Exons: 2
Coding region: 64-387 (107 amino acids)
Source: RefSeq, a predicted model, not a curated record
CAUCUCCAGACUUUCCUAGCACUUCACAAGACAGACUCGAUCCACCGAUCAUCAAUCCUCAAAAUGCAGACCUUCGCAAUCACCACCCUCCUCGCUCUCGCAGCUGCCUCAUUGACCUCUGCAGCCCCUGUAGCCGAGCCUCGCCAAUUUCAAGCCCAGCUUACUUUCUACGGAGCAGCAGGUGCUUCAUACAGCCUCUCGGUUCCUGCUGAUGCUUCGGAGUUCUAUAUCGACAACCCUCUUUCAGUCUCCAAGAUCUCUUUAGAGGGAGGAGCUAGCUGUGGUAUCAAGGGUAUCGAUGGAAGCGAGACUGUAGUCGUGGGUGCGAACACGGUUGAUGUUGGACCGCCCCAGACUCAAGUUUCUGGCUCUUGCUUGGCUUUGUAGCUGGAAACUUUUGGAAGAUUGUGGGAUGGAAGCAUUGCAUGGAGUAAAUUGUUUUCGUG